GACGAUGGCGUGGACAGUUGGUCUGAGUAACCUUGUGUUAGCGGUCUACGGAUUCACACUGAUAACAGGCCUUCCCUCCAACAUCUUGGCUUUCUACACCUUCUUUAAGAAGGUCCGCCAGCGCUCCACCCCGAUGGACGUGCUGUUACUCAGUUUAACCAUCUCUGACCUGAUCUUCCUCUUCUUCCUGCCGUUUCGCAUGGUGGAGGCAGCCAGCAUGAAAUGGACAAUGCCUUACUUCCUCUGCCCGCUGUCGGGAUUCGUCUUCUACUCCACCAUCUACAACAGCACCUUUCACCUGACGGCCAUCAGCGUGGAGCGCUUCCUGGGUGUGGCUUUCCCCAUUAAAUACAAGCUCAAACGCAACCCUCGAAACGCUGUGAUAGCCAGCAUCAUAUUCUGGGUGAUCUCCAUGGCACACUGCAGUAUCGUCUACAUCAUGCAAUACCACGAUCAUUCGAACCCCAACUUAACCGAUCCCUCCAAACGUAACACCUGCUAUGAAGAAUUCUCUGAGGAACAGCUCAAGAUCCUCCUUCCGGUUCGCCUGGAGCUUUUCGCGGUGCUCUUCGUAACGCCGUUCUUCAUCUGCUUCUUCUGCUACAUCAAAUUCAUCCACAUCCUCUCAAAUCUGCCCAGCAUCAAUGCCAAGAAGCGGUAUAGAGCCAUCGGGAUGGCGUUGGGCACGCUUCUGGUCUUCAUUAUCUGCUUCAUGCCCUAUAACAUCUCACACGUGGUUGGAUAUGUAGGGAAAUACAGCCCAGACUGGCGUGUGUAUGCGCUGCUCACCAGCACGUUCAAUGCGUGCCUUGAUCCUUUCAUAUUCUACUUCUCUUCUUCAGCACUUAGAGGAACAUUUAAGAACGUCUUCCAGGAGCUGUCGAGGAGGCUGGUCAUGCCUUGCUGCCGCUCGCCUUACUAUUGUCCUCUGUUGAACUGUUCAAGUACAGAGGAGAAAACUCAGAGCACGACUGACAGCUCUCUGUAACAUCACAAGCCGGGACUUGUGAAACGUGACUCGAUCUGAGAAGUAUCAGAAGAGCACCACAUGGGCCAGUAUUUUUCUGUGUUUUCUUCUGACUGAGUCCAAAGCAAAUGAACAUAAUUCUGAUGCACAGCUUAAUGGACCUGUAUAAUGGGCCACUAUUACUAGGAAGGUUCCAGUAUUUUUUUUCCCAUUCAUUUUUCCCAUAGGGAUUUUAAAAAAGCAGUAUAAGCUGUGAAACAAAUCAAUCAGCUACGAGGGCGAUUACAAACAGCAUUACGAACUUUAUUUUGAAACUUAGACAAGUUAGACAAAAAGGUACAAGAUUUAACGACUUUAUAGAGGGAGAACUACCAUGAAGCAUUGUGAAUUACAUAGUGAAAUUUAAAAUGAUGGAGACAUAUAAAACUAUUAAUUUAAUGUUAUAUAUACAUAUACGGGGUUGCCAUGAUGAGAAUUGUUCACUGUGACUCGCUGAUUGGUGGAAUUUUCUGUACAGCAUCAUGGGUGCUAUUGUUUUUUUGCCACAAAUUCAGCUGUUACAUUAUUUUAAAAAUGCAUAUACUGUACCAUCGAUUAACAACCUUGAAUCUCACAGUAGUUCUGUCUUUAAAGGUUUAUAAGUUAUCAUUCAAAAUAAGUUUUUCUAUGGAGAA
Molecule: messenger RNA, 1641 nt
Organism: Carassius carassius (crucian carp)
Lineage: Eukaryota; Metazoa; Chordata; Actinopteri; Cypriniformes; Cyprinidae
Product: free fatty acid receptor 3-like
Exons: 1
Coding region: 5-988 (327 amino acids)
Biological process (GO): cellular response to fatty acid; G protein-coupled receptor signaling pathway
Cellular component (GO): plasma membrane
Molecular function (GO): G protein-coupled receptor activity
Source: RefSeq, a predicted model, not a curated record